AUGAGCAUCUAUCAACUAAUUUGUACCAUAAUCUCAUUUAUACUCAAUUCAUUUCUCGUUUGGCUUAUUUUAGCCCGUUCUCCUAAACUAACUGGAAAAUACAAAUGGCUUAUGUUGUACACAACUUGCUUCGAAAUUUUCUGGGGACUAUUUGACCUGCCGGCGGAGAUAAUUGCCCACUCUGUCGGUUGUGCAUUCAUCGUAUUUCGUGUGAACCAUCCUGAUUCUCUCCUUACUUCCGACAAUUCCUCAUGGAUUGUCCUUAUCUAUACCGCAAUUUUUGGUGCCUCUAUGGCUCUUUUCGCUUCGCAUUUUGUUUAUCGUUAUGGUUCAAUAGCCACUAAUUUUGGCGAGAAAUACACUUCUGGAUGUAAAUUUAGCAUUCUUUUUUUCAUUCCAAUUAUUACUGGAAUGUGGUGGUCAACGGUCGUUAGAGUCUGGUUUUGGCCUAAUACUCAAAUGGAUGACUAUACCAGAAAUCUGAUAAUGGAAACUGUUGGAGUUGGGAUAGAGAAUAUCAGUUACAUUGGUGCGAAGUUUUACAACCAAGAAAAGAGGAAUCUCACAAGUCAUUUUAAUACACCAGCUUGGAUUGGAGUUGCGCAAAUGUGGUUUAUGGUGAUUUCUUCAAUGGGGUGUGUCUUCGGAUUUGGGGCUCUCUGUUAUCUCCGUCUUGCAAAACAACUAUCGAUUGCAUCAAAUGCAGCAAAUAAUCUUCAAGUUCAGCUAUUCUAUGCAUUGGUCAUGCAAACAGCAAUUCCGUUAUUCCUUAUGCACAUGCCAAUUACAGUUUACUUUCUCUGUCCAAUGCUUGAUUUGGAUUUUGAUUUUGCUAGUUCAUUUGUAGCAUCAACCAUUGCAUUAUAUCCAGCUAUUGACCCUCUACCAAAUAUUUUAAUCAUAAAAAACUACCGAAACGCUACGAUUCAACUGUUUCGCAGUCUUCUAUGCCGCCCGAAAAACAAAUACAGAACAAACCAAACAUCCACCAUUCACAAUAAUGGUCCAAGAUCAUUCUCACAAACAAUCAAUUGA
Messenger RNA from Caenorhabditis briggsae, 1035 nucleotides. Gene Ontology annotation, molecular function: G protein-coupled olfactory receptor activity. The transcript has 5 exons. Lineage: Eukaryota; Metazoa; Nematoda; Chromadorea; Rhabditida; Rhabditidae. The record is from RefSeq and is a predicted model, not a curated record. The coding region runs from base 1 to 1035 and encodes 344 amino acids. Gene Ontology annotation, biological process: G protein-coupled receptor signaling pathway; olfactory behavior.